AUAAAAGAGUGUAUUAAAAAAAUAAUGUUUAUGUAGACUUAUCUUUAUUGGAUUUUAUGAUUACGUGAUAAUUAUUUUUUGAGUGUAUAAAAUAGAGUCAUAUAGGACGAUUUUGCUAAGACAAAGAGUCAUGUAUUUAAGACUAGUAAUUUUUUGUUGCUUGUUAUACUGCUUUGCAAAUAAAGGGGUACAUUCAUCUUUUGGAACUGAGUUUGAGGAUGAUGAGUUGAUAGUUGAAUUGGAGAAUUUAGGCAAAAUCCGUGGACAUAUCCUCCAAAGUGCCGAAGGAAAAGAUUUCUACGCUUUUCAAGAUAUUCCCUAUGCAGAACCUCCUAUAGGAAAAAAUAGAUUUCAGGCCCCCAAGCCUCAUGGACCGUGGGAAGGAAUACUGAAUACAACAAGCAAUAACAGAGUCUGCCCGCAACAAUAUCCCGGAGAAAAGCAUAUUAUGCUUUCAGAUUUAAAUGAAGAUGAAGAUUGUUUGGUUUUGAAUGUAUAUACACCAGUGAAACCCAGUUCUAAUAAAUCAUUACCAAUAUUCUUUUGGAUACACGGUGGAUCUUACGUUUAUGGUGCUGGUUCAAUAUACUUUUACAACCCAAAGUUAUUGGUUGAUUAUGAUAUAAUAGUAGUAACAAUAAAUUAUCGAUUAGGAGCACUUGGAUUUUUGACAACACUUGAUGAAAACAUACCAGCAAACUUAGGACUCAAAGAUCAACUUUUAGCUCUAAAAUGGACACACCAAAAUAUCCAUAGAUUUGGAGGGGAUCCCAAACAAAUAACAGUAGGUGGCGAAAGUGCUGGAAGCAUAUCAGCUGGAUUUCAUUUGUUAAGUAGAGCGGCAAAAGGUUUAAUUAAUGGUAUCAUCCAACAGAGUGGGUCACCAUUAUGUGGCGUCUUUUAUCCAACAAAUGAUAGAAAACUGGCAUUUGAAUUCGGCAAAACGUUAAACAGUUCGUUUACCUCAUCCAGAUCAAGUGAUUUAUUAGAACUUUUACAACAAGCAUCGCCUUCAGACAUAUUAGCUGUUCAGAGUAAGUUGAAAUCUGGAAGAACUUUAGGGUUUAUGGAUGCCAUUACAUACAAACCUGUCAUUGAAGGUACCUUUAACGAUGAUGCUUUUAUUACUCAACCAAUGCAUGGUGCAGUACAAAAUGGGGAUUUUAAUUUAGUUCCUAUAUUAAUGGGAAUCACUUCCGAAGAAUCACUAAUGUUUUUGUUUGAAAUUAAUGAAAAUGAUAUUGAGGCAAGAGCUAAAUUUCUUGACGAAGAUCUAAGAAAUCUUGUAGGCGAUUAUCUUAAUAUAGACGAACAAUAUAGACAAGCAGUUGGCAUUACAUUACAAAUCCAAUAUAGUGAUUUUGAUUUUACUUUUACAGAAAAUAGAAGUGCGCUAAUAAAAUAUACCAGUGACGAAGUUUUUACGCGAUCAAUGAUACGUCAAGCUGAAUGUGCUUCAAGUUAUGUACCUGUUUACCUGUAUGAACUAUCAUGGUUACCUGAAGGCACUACUGAUCUAGGAGUACCACAUUCAGGGGAUUUAUGGUAUUUGUGGGAUACACAAGCAUUUGGCGCAAAUAAUGAAACCUUACGGAAACCUAUACUAAAGUGGUGGACUAACUUUAUUAAAUAUCAAAAUCCCACCCCUGUAUUGGACGAAGAACUUCAAAAUGUGAUUUGGCCAGAAGUAGCACCAAAUGCUGUUAAAUAUUUAGAUAUCAAUUCUCAAUUUACAGUCAAGGAAAAUCCCCGAAAUUAUUAUAAUUUUAAAUCUCUAUUAGACUCUUUCCUAAAUCCUCCCUAUGUUUCGUAUUAAACACUAGAAUACAUUUCAUUUUAAACAAAA
This is a messenger RNA of Diabrotica virgifera virgifera (western corn rootworm), 1846 nucleotides long. Its product is annotated as para-nitrobenzyl esterase-like. Lineage: Eukaryota; Metazoa; Arthropoda; Insecta; Coleoptera; Chrysomelidae. The transcript is spliced from 11 exons. The coding region runs from base 131 to 1816 and encodes 561 amino acids. The record is from RefSeq and is a predicted model, not a curated record.